UUAUCCAGCUAUCAAAAAGCAUGGAGAGAUUACGUGAAAUUUCGACAUCUACUCGCGAAUAUGUCGAAACCCUCCUUCGAAGAUAAAAGAAAGUUAGAGGCAAAGGAAAACAAACUGCAAGAGUUACGUACUCAGAGCAAGAUGAAGCGCGACGUCACAGUCGAUGUCACCUCCGACGGAUUUUACAGAACCGGCAUUAUGUGUGAUAUUGUGCAGCAUGCGAUGCUGAUACCGGUACUCGUCUGUCAUCUGCGGUUUCACAAGUCCUUGGACAAUCUGGAACGCACGUUGGGUUACGAAUUUAAGAACAGAUAUUUGCUCCAACUGGCCCUUACACAUCCCAGCUACCGCGAGAAUUUUGGCACGAAUCCGGAUCACGCACGAAACUCUCUGACGAACUGCGGCAUAAGGCAGCCCGAGUAUGGCGAUCGCAGAAUCCACUAUAUGAACACGCGAAAACGCGGCAUCAACACCUUGAUAAACAUAAUGUCCAGAUUCGGCGCGAAAACGGAAACGGAAUCGUCCAUAGCGCACAACGAACGGCUGGAAUUUCUGGGCGACGCAGUCGUCGAGUUUCUCACGUCCAUCCAUCUCUUUCAUAUGUUUCCAGAUCUGGAGGAAGGCGGUCUGGCUACUUACAGGGCGGCGAUCGUGCAAAAUCAGCAUCUCGCCGUAUUGGCGAAAAAACUGAGUCUUGAGGAGUACAUGCUCUAUGCACACGGUAGCGAUCUCUGCCACGAUUUGGAACUGAGGCAUGCAAUGGCAAAUUGUUUUGAAGCGUUGAUGGGCUCGCUCUUUCUUGACGGAGGGAUAGAAGUGGCCGAUCGAGUUUUCGGAGAGACG
This is a messenger RNA of Formica exsecta, 843 nucleotides long. RefSeq names its product ribonuclease 3-like. Gene Ontology annotation, cellular component: nucleus. Gene Ontology annotation, molecular function: double-stranded RNA binding; ribonuclease III activity. Gene Ontology annotation, biological process: regulation of gene expression; rRNA processing; primary miRNA processing. The record is from RefSeq and is a predicted model, not a curated record. The transcript has a single exon. NCBI's taxonomy places the organism in Eukaryota, Metazoa, Arthropoda, Insecta, Hymenoptera, Formicidae. The annotation marks the transcript as partial.